Blumeria graminis f. sp. triticale is the source of this 459-nucleotide messenger RNA. Lineage: Eukaryota; Fungi; Ascomycota; Leotiomycetes; Helotiales; Erysiphaceae. The record is from the annotation of a GenBank genome assembly.
AUGAAAUUCUUCGCAGUCGCCAUCUUGACUUUAAUUAUCGACAAAUCUAUUCUUGUGCUGUCUGCGAUCACACCAUAUGAGCGUUACAUGGAGCCUAAACUACCAAUAUUAGACGAUAAAUUCAAUCUAUUCUGUCCACUGACCUUACAUUUGUUUCCCGGAUUCAUCCGAAUAAAGGCGGAUGCAGCAUUCCAACUCAAUAAAAACCCCAAUACCAGACUACCAGAAUAUAAACAUCCAAGAUUUCCUGGCCAGAUUCUCUAUACUUACGCGUUGAAUGAUCCUGUAUCCAUUCAUCUAGGGAUCCAGGCUCAAAAUCAUAUGGUCAUCGAUUCUGCAGGGUUUUUUUUGGACGCAUUCACUAGAUCUCAAAGCAAUGAAGUGAAAGUUGAUAAACCCUGUCUGUUCUCGCAGUCAACCAGUUUCGGCUCUUAUUACGAUGCUCGAUUCGUAUUCUAG